CCAAAGCGGCGUCUGUCACACGCACACCGUGACCGCGCUGGUACCGUAGUUACUGUACAUGCUGGGCUGGAUGGAGAUUUAACAUUCCAUCGACUAUUCUUCUCGCGGAUCAGUCCCACCUGAAACCUCGCGAAGUUUCCAACUGGGCUGUAUUUUGGUGGGCAGACAGACAGGAAAACAGGCACCGAGAGCGGUGUGGAGGCGAGUCCAAGAAAGGUGGAGACUCCUAUUCCUGGCUAACUUCCUGCACUGUAAUCUUCAAGAGAGAGAACUCAGGAGGACUGAAACGUUGCUCUGGCUAGGACGGAUGGAUUUACGGCUAAUUUAGCUUGUUUUCGGCGGUAAUUCGACCAACCCUUUCCCUGCUUUGGCUUGUUGGUCCCAUCUACCUGGACAGUAGCGCGUUAGCUGUGAGGAAGAUUCCCGACAUUUGAUUCUGCGGGGCGUUCCGAGAGACUGGAAUGGAGGUCUUAGUGGAGUACGAAUACAAUGCGCUCCACGAUGACGAGCUGACCCUGGUGCCGGGUGACAUCAUCAAGAACGUACGCUACAUUGAGGAAGAGGGCUGGAUGGAGGGAGAGCUCAAUGGGAGAAGAGGAGUCUUUCCAGACAACUUUGUUAAGGAGCUGAAAAAGGAUCCCAAAGAGGUCAAGGAAACCAAAAAUGAGCCGAAAGAGGAGGCCAUCCAACCUCAGGGGAGAGAGAGGAGUAACGUGGCCAACCUGGUCAAGAGGAUAAGCGUCAUCGGCAUCCCCACUGGGGGCUUCCAUCCUAUGCCACCAGCAGCAUCAAAGAAACCGAAGAAGAAGCAGUGCAAGGUAGAGUUUGAGUAUCAGCCAGUAAACGAAGACGAACUGGAGCUGAAAGUUGGAGACGUUGUAGACAUCAUUGAAGAGGUCGAGGACGGCUGGUGGAGUGGAAGCCUCAACGGCAAAUCCGGACUGUUUCCAUCCAACUUUGUCAAAGAGCUGGAGACGGUGGAAGAGGAGGCAGAGAUCAACGACACGGCGGCUGACAAGACUGAUGGAAGUGGAACCGAAGCAGUGGUCACUCCCACGUCUCCUCAGCCGGACUCAGGAAACGGAGCCACCCAACAAUCCAGACGGAUCAUAGGUGUCGGCUACGGAGACAUUUUUAAGGACGGUUCGGUCAAACUAAGGACGCGGAACAGCCCCAUCACAGAGGACAAGAAAGGCAAAGACCAAGAAAAAGACAAAGCUGGUCCAGCUCAGCCAGUCUCAUCAUUACCAUCAGCUGCAAAGCCUGCUCAUCCCAACAUGGCUGACUCCCAGAGGAUGGAAGUAGAAGCCAAACCCAAAGUUUCACCAGCUAAGGAGUGCUGUAAGGUCAAGUUUGCUUACGAGGGCAAGAAUGAGGAUGAACUGAGCCUCAAAGAGGGGGAGAUAGUGCACAUACUGAGCAAGGAUACUGGUGAACCUGGGUGGUGGAGAGGGGAGGUUGGAGGCAAAGACGGGGUCUUUCCUAACAAUUUUGUUACAGUUGCUAUGGAUGCAGAAAAGGAGGCAGCACCAUCAAGAGGAUCUGUGAAAUUGCUGCCAAAGCCAGAGACGGAGGAGAAACCAAGGAAACCACCUCCGCCAACAAAGACACCAGCUUCCAAGCCAGAGCUGCCCAACGCGGAGAAGAAGCCUCUUAUCAUCAGGCCAGAGGACAGAGCUGACAAGCCCACUCCAGAACCCAAACCUCUUAAACCUCCUGCACCGAACCCACACAAGAAGCCGGUCCCGCUUCCACCCAAGAAACCAGAGAAGCCCAUUGCUCCCUCAUUAAAUCUCAAGCACAAUGGAGAGGUGCCUUCUACACGACCAAAGUCAGAUUUUGAGCCCGUAUUGCCAACUAAACCCAAAACGCUGUCAGGAGACUGGGGGGAAAAGCAUUCUGAUUCAGGAGAUCUGAUGGGUUUUGAUGACUUGUCAUCUGCCUCGGAGAAGCUCACUCACCCAACUGCUAACAGACCAAAGAUGCCCGGCAGGAGGCUCCCUGGCCAGUUUGUUGGAGGACAAUCGCCUCCGAAGGAAGUGGGUGCUGAGAAAUCUUUCAAGUUUGAGGAGGAGGAUAGUGCCAAACCCAAGCCAACAGAACACAAAAAGCCUUCCAACAACUCCAACCAGUCUCCGCAACUGAGCAGGCCCUCCGAAACCAAACCAGUCCUUGCGGCCAUCCCCAGUUUGGACACCAGCAUCUCGCAGAACAGCAAAGCCCAACCAGAGCCAGAGGAGCAGAGAGCCCAGCAGGAUGAGCUCAAAAGCCAAAUACAAGAGCUGCUGUUGUCUGUGGAGCUGCUCAAAGCCCAGCAAAUGAAAGAAAUAACGGAGCUGCGACGAGAGCUGGAUGAGGAGCGAGUGAAGCGCGUGACCCUGCAGAUGGAGGUAGAGAAGCUAAAGCGGGCCAUCCAUUCAACGUGAACCAUUCUGCCCGAUCAACAGCAAGCCUCAAGCUCAGUUGCCAGUCCGCCGAACAGCCAGGCAGGAGAAAGAGGCGUGUGGCGGCAGCGAUGGACUGGUGGCUGAAAGGACGAAGAGAAGUUGGACGAUCUGGUUUUCGCAAUCUUCAAAAACAAACUCUUCCUAUAUUUGUACAAGUUUUUGCACAUAUCGUUUUUUUUUUGUUUUUUUUCAAACUAGGUGUAAUUAAGUCAUAGUUGUAUGUUUCUUUCUUCUUUUUUUGUUAAUUUGCCAACAUAAAACAAAACGACAAACUGAGGCCUUAAUUCAAACUACUGUGCUGGAUGGCUCUGCCUCUCCUGUCCUCGCCUCGUCCCUCCAGCGUUCCUUCAGGUCCUCGGGGACGAGGUUCGCUCUCAUUACUACUGACUCUUUUGAAAGCAGGGACUGCUUCUCCUCAUCUAAUCUAACUUCCUUCCUCUCAUCGUUUUAUGAUGCACAUAUAUUUGAUUCUUUUUAAGUAGGAUUGUUUCAGAUAUUUGAUUUAAGUUAACAUCUUUGGGAUUCAAAUAAUUUCCAUCUUCCAGGGCAGCUGCCUCUCUGUGGCUGCAGUGCUUUAUGUUUUUUUUUCCAUCUUUUAUAUGUUUUCUAACAUUUCUAUCCAGGGUAACACUACUGUGCCUGUUUAAAAAAACAAAACAAAAACAAAAGUAUAUUAAAUGUUUAUAAUGGGAUCUGGAAGAUUUGCAGCAUGAUUAUUGUAUAUGUAUAUUUUUUAAAUCUAUGGACUUGUUAAAUAUUAUAUAGUGGGCCUUUUUCCUGUUUGGACUCUUCUAUUUUGCUGCCACUCUUUAUAUAUAUAUAUAUAUAUAUAUAUAUAUAUAUAUAUAUGAGAACACAGGCAUGCAAAAAAAUCUCAUCUAAAGGUGGAAAAAGUGAGGGUGUGAGGAUCUGUUUUCAACAUGGCCGCCGUCUUGCUCAGCUAUCUUGGAUUCAAACUGAAUCUGAUCCGACUGGAUUCUUGUCUUUCUGCUGGGUAAUCAUUAAGCGAACUGGAAGCGCAAAGCAGCGAUAAAACAUAACCACCCCCCAUUCCAACUCAGCCAGGUUUAUCACAUGCUUCAUGUGAUCUGGUGGCAUUGACUGCAGGUCUUUGGGACAUCUCAGAACUUUAGAUCACCACCACUUUGAAUGUGCAAACAUUCGUUUCAGGCUGAAGUUUGAUACUCCCUCUUCAUUUACUCUGAGGAAUCAAACUUUUUGGCAUUUGCCCGGAGAACGAUCAGCUAUAAAAUUAGACUUUGAUUUCUUUAUUUUUUUUGUUCCAAAGAAUAUAACACACAGGAUGGAUACAAACUGUUACGGUGUUGGGUAGAAAGUCUGAAUCCAAGAGAAAAAAAGGAAUUGCAUGAUUAUCCACAUUUGUGCAUCAAAGCAUCUGGUUGUUUAGAACUUUUAAUUGAUUGCUGAUCUCUGGUCAAUCUGAACAGACCGGUGCAUCUCUAUCUAAAAUACCAUUUAACUUUUCUGUUGUUUUUUAUCGAGGUUCUGGUGAAUGGAUGAACUAUAGUACAAAAAAAAAUCUGACAUGAUUUCCUGGAUGUAGGCAUGGGUCGGAAUGAGAUUCUCACAAUAUGAUAAACAACACAAUAUUUACGCAGAAAAUUCCUAACAUUAUUCUGUUGUACUCAAUUCAAGCAGCAAUUAUUCCUACUACUGCUAAAAUAAUACAACAUAUUAUUACAGUUAUAAUGUAAACUAUAAAAUGUAUUGAUUGUGUUUUUUUUUAACCAGACAUAUAAACACCAAACAGAUGUGAAGGAGCCUUCUUUCAGCAAACUGACCAGCAGUGGGGUGUUGGCAGCUCUGUGUGAUGAUUAAACUGGGGGAUCCUUCGUUGCUGAACUUUCCUAUUGAACACACUUUAAACUGUAGGUUCAGUGGGUUUGAAACUGUAACUUUUAGAAAUGUGGUAUUUUUUUUUUUUUUUUUUUGUGACCGGACCAUUCCUAAUAGGGGCUUAAAUUACAUUUUAAUUCAUCUGGUUUCAACUACCUGCAGAAUCCUCCUCCAGCUGAUUUUACGCUCACUGCUGUUCAGAUAUCAGACUGACAUCAUGGCAAAUCUUUACAAAAUGCUGGAUUUUUCUUUUUUUUUUUUUUCUUUAAUACAUAUUUGGAAGUCCAAAAUCAUGAGAAGUAAAUCUGGAAAAUUGUAAUCACAAAUGAAGCUGUGCAAGUUUCAGAGGUGUUUCUGCUCUGAGGACCAUCAGGUUAUCAUUUCCAAGUCGAAUGUUUCUGCUUUACAUUUGCUACUGUGCAACACCGUGUCUAAUGUAUCUCACCGUUGUCUUAAAGUGUUCCAGAGUGCUUUGACCAAGUGAAAUAUGACCUGAACACAUUUCUGUUGUGCUCGCUCCUUAACAUGUCUGGAAAUGAAAUGGCUGUUGGAAAAGAGGAACCUUAGGGUUGGGUUGAUCAAGGCUGCAGCUAUAAAUUAUACCUGUAACAAAAUGGCUUCCACUUGUUUUACAUUCCAGAGUUUGACACCAAGAAAAGAAGACAUCUCUGCACUUUUUUUUUACAUGUUCCAGUGAAUUCUGUUUACAAAAGCUGUAUCUUUGCAUGAGCUGAGAUUCUUUGCAGAAAUGAAUAAAUAUCGUCUCUAUUUCCUG
Molecule: messenger RNA, 5079 nt
Organism: Girardinichthys multiradiatus
Lineage: Eukaryota; Metazoa; Chordata; Actinopteri; Cyprinodontiformes; Goodeidae
Product: CD2-associated protein
Exons: 19
Coding region: 462-2426 (654 amino acids)
Cellular component (GO): cytoplasm; plasma membrane; cell leading edge
Molecular function (GO): protein binding
Source: RefSeq, a predicted model, not a curated record